Molecule: messenger RNA, 513 nt
Organism: Staurois parvus
Lineage: Eukaryota; Metazoa; Chordata; Amphibia; Anura; Ranidae
Source: the annotation of a GenBank genome assembly
UAUUGGGACACUCCUCCAAAUCAAUGGAUUCAGGUGUUCCAAUCCCCUCAAAAUCAUUGAACUCAGGUGUUCCAAUCACCUCCAUGGCCACAAUUGUAUAAAAUCAAUCACCUAGGCAUGCAGACUGCUUCUACAAACAUUUGUGAAAGAAUGGGUCACUCUCAAGAGCUCAGUGAAUUCAAGCGUUGUACAGUGAUAGGUUGCCACCUGUGCAAUAAGUCCAUCCAUGAAAUUUCCUUGCUAUUAAAUAUUCCACAGUUAACUGUUAGUGGUAUUAUAACAAAGUGGAAGCAACUGGGAACAACAGCAUCUCAGCCACUAAGUGGUAGGCCAUGUAAAAUGACAGAGUGGGGUCUGCGCUUGUCGAAGCGCACAGUACGCAGAAGUUGCCAACUGUCUGUAGAGUUAAUAGCUAAAGAUCUCCAAACUUUGUGUGGCCUUCAGAUUAGCACAACAACAGUGGAUAGAGGGCUUCAUGGAAUGGGUUUCCAUGGCCGAGCAGCUGCAUCCAAG